UGGCGUCGAAGUGAAGGACGCCCUGAGCAGAAUCCAUACAGUUUGACAAUAUUUCCUACAGUCGACACAUGAAAAUAAGAAUCACUGCCAGCCAUGAGUAACCUUUCGCCGUUUGGAGCCGGUAAAAAUCCGCCGUGGGUUCGUAAUGCAGGUCAAGGAAUUCAAAACAUUCAACAUCAAAUGUUGGGCCAAGCCAUGGGUGGUAUGGGUGGGCAACCGAUGGUUCAGUAUCAACAACAGACGCAACAAGUAUAUCAGCAAAGCCUAGGCCUACAGCAGCCAAACAUUACAAUGGCAUCCAUGGCGAGUCUUGGCUCAAAUUUACCCAGUGGUAUAGCUGGCCAACUUUAUCCACAAGUGGCAACUGUGUCCUACCCUGCACCGCGAGCCCUCAAUACAAAUGCGUUUCAACAGUCUGUGGCAAAUGUUGCGCAACAAGUACAACAGAAUGUUUCCGCCUCUUCUACAAAGCAGCGAGUCUUCACAGGCACAGUGACUAAAGUACAUGAUAACUUUGGUUUUGUCGAUGAAGAUGUUUUUUUUCAAACAAGUGCAUGCGUCAAAGGUUCAAAUCCAGUUGUUGGUGAUCGUGUCCUAGUGGAAGCCUCUUACAAUUCAUCUAUGCCAUUCAAAUGGAAUGCAACACGGAUCCAAGUACUGCCAAUGGGAUCAAAUACUAACAAUGUUAAUCCUCCGCCGGUUCAAAAUCAACCAUCUAGACCUCAGUCGAAUAGGACUUCAGGAAGUUACAAUGCAGUUCCUCCACCAAACGAAAAUUCGGGAAACAGAUUUGCUGGUAACGCUGGUAGCAACAACAGUAAUAAUCGUAACAAGGGCGGAAGAGUUAGAGAACGAUCACCCAGAGAUCGUAGAAACGACGAUGAAGAUGUAGAAAGAAAACGCAGGCGAGAAGAUCGAAUCAGAGAACGUGAAAAAAAAGAAGAGCGGAGCCCGUCAAGGACACGAAGGAGCAAGUCACCAAGACCACGACGACGUACAAGGGUUGUGCCACGAUACAUGGUCCAAAUACCAAAAAUAGCUCUAGAUUUACCCGAAGCCGAUGUGCUAGAAAUUCGACGACGUUAUCAGAACAUGUACAUUCCUAGCGAUUUCUUCUCAACAAACUUUAGAUGGGUAGAUGCAUUUCCGCCACACAUGCCAUUCACGCUCAAUAAGCCAUGUUCUUUCCAUGUAAUGCACAAAGAUGUCGAGCCUUACGUUGAAAAUACGACAGUGCUGGAACCUCCGGAUGCAGAUUACCUCUUUUCAGCAAAGGUCAUGCUCAUGUCUAUGCCUGCAAUGGAAGAAAUUUACAAGCGAUGCUGUGGCGUCACAGAGGAUAGAGAUCCUGAUCGAGAUUAUGUACAUCCGACUCGUCUAAUCAAUUUUUUGGUUGGUUUACGUGGCAAGAAUGAGACAAUGGCAAUUGGAGGCCCUUGGAGUCCUUCUUUGGACGGACCUAAUCCAGAGAAAGAUCCUUCCGUUCUAAUUAGGACAGCAGUCAGGACAUGCAAGGCUUUGACUGGCAUAGAUCUAUCCAAUUGCACACAAUGGUACCGCUUCCUGGAGCUCUACUACAGACGAGCGGAGUCGACCCACAAGUCGGGACGAGUCGUGCCGUCUCGUGUUGAAACCGUCAUACUAUUUCUCCCAGAUGUUUGGAGCUGUGUACCAACCAGACUGGAGUGGGACGGGCUGCAUCUGAACUAUAAGAAACAACUGGAGCGAAAGCUGCUACGAGCUGCCUCUAACCCAGACGAUGCUGAUCCUGCCAAUGACGCUGACGAGGCUGCCGCUGCUGAUCAAAAGGAAGAAUCCAUUACUCAGAAGAAGGCACCCACACACUACUCCGAGCUUGAUCCAAAAACGAUGAACGUUAACGAUUUACGACAAGAAUUGGCUGCUCGUAACUUGAGUUUCAAAGGACUGCGGUCUCAAUUAUUGGCAAAGCUAACAAAAGCCAUUAAGUCGGAGCAGGCCAAGGAAGAGGGACGACAGGAAGAGGCAGAUGAUCCCGAGAAAGAUGAUUCACCACCGCCCAAAGAGGAGCCCAAAGAUGACAAGAAGGUGAAGGAAAAGGAGCACGACGAUGAUAAGAAAAAAGUUUACGAACGUGAGCGAAUUCUUCUUGAAAAACGGUAUUCUCUUCCAGAAGCUUCUCACAUCAUAGUCCAUCCUUCAAGAACUGCAAAAAGUGGAAAAUUUGACUGUACUGUUAUGUCGCUCAGUGUUUUGUUGGAUUAUAGGCCAGAAGAUACAAAAGAACACUCGUUCGAAGUAUCCUUAUUUGCUGAGCUUUUCAAUGAGAUGUUGAUGCGAGACUUUGGUUUUCGAAUUUAUCGAGCAUUGUGCAGUCUUCCAGAGAAAAUCAAAGAUAAAGAAGACGAUAAAAAGAAGGAAAAAAAAGAUGAUAAAAAAGAUGAUAAGGAUCGGAAAAAAGACGACGAAAAGAAGUCCAGAAAAGACGAGAAAAAAGAUGAAAAAAAACGAGAGGGAAGUAAAGAUAAAAAAGAUGACAAAGAUGCUAAAGGGAAAACUGAUGAAAAGGGAGAUAAAGACAAGGAUAAAAUGGAAGAAGAUGAGGAGGAUGACGAAGAAGAAUCUGAGGAUGACAAUGACUCUACAAAGGAUGGAAAAAAAGACAAAGACAAGGAUGAAAAAAAGAGAAAAGCAAAGUUAUUUACACAUGAUCCGUAUCUACUUUUGGCGUUCGUGUAUUUUGAUCAAACACACUGCGGCUAUAUAUUUGAUAAAGAUAUCGAAGAGUUGAUUUAUACUCUUGGAUUAAAUUUGUCUCGAGCGCAGGCGCGAAAGUUGGUACAAAAGGUUGUGACUAGAGAUUCGUUACACUAUCGUAAAUUAACGGACAAAUCUAAGGACGAAGACCUCAAGGAUGAUAAAAAAGAGGAAAAAAAUACAGAUAAACUAGAAAGCAGCGGAUGGGGAGACAAUGAAGAAGUUUUGCGUUCACUUGCUCUCGGAAACAAAAAAUUGCUGCCAGUAUUUGUUGGAAGUGGCCCAGCAUCAAAAAGAGCACGGAGAGAAAAUAGCGAAAAUGGCGAAUGCGAAGGAGAGUCUAUUCCAGAAGGUUUUGUACUUUAUAAGGGCUCGUUGUUAGACGUUGAAAAAUUAGUCAGUCAACUGAAGCGAUCUGAAAAAGCUCGACUUGAUACCGAGGCUCGAAUGAUGGAGCUUCAACAUGAGCUAGGCUCUGUUGGUGAAAAGGCGUCCAAGCAAAGCACGAUGAUAAGAGAUCUUUCAGAAGAUUUGAAGUCAUACAAGGACAAAUUGAGAAACACUGAUGACAAGCUCAAGAAAACCUCGGCUGAAACCCACACGUAUUUGACCUCGCUGAAAAGCAUAUAUCAUAUAGCAGCUAAAGUAAUACCUGAAUCUAAGAGGGUUGAAAUAGUUGAAAUUCAGGACGAGAAAGGAGUAGUUGAAGUAAAUGGUACACAAGCCGAGCACAAAUCUAAGUCAGACAGUCGAUGGAGUGACAACAAAUUGAAUGUUAAAAAAGAACCAUCCGGUGGAGACACUGAUAAAGAAAAGAAGUAAACAUUCGAAAGAGAUUAUUAUUUAUUAGUUAUAAGAUUAUAUCAUUACAGAUUCUUCAUUGUAUCGUCAAAUGAAUUUUUUACGUCGCGGGAAUGAUUUCUAUGCCAGAAAAAGCAAGCUUUGUUUGAAAAAAAGGCAGUAAGCAGAAGUUUACUAGAAAGAAUAGCGAAAGAAAACAAAUUAUGACAUUUCGAAAAAUGUUCCAAAGUGGAUGGAACAAAAUAGUAAAAAAAUGCAUAUGAUCCUUGUUUAUUCGGUGUUUCAGUGCCGUCAGAAUAAACAAUGAGCCAUUACGUUCUACGGCGAAAUUUUCAAGUAAUUUGAAUACUUCGACAUGAUAAAAUUUCGACAUAUGUGUUUUUUGUUCAACACGUGUAACUAAACAGUUUUUAUACUUGCUCAUUGCCAAUUGGGUUUAGUUCCUGCAUAUACUGAAAAAUUUAGAUAAAGAAAGAAGUAUAUCUAGUUACCCUUAGUAGAAUAAGCUUUUAAGUCCAUUCUUGUGUUUCAUCUAAGUGUACAAUCGACAGUCUCGUUAUACAAAUAAUACGUACCCCCCUCCCAACCAUUUGAAAUAACGUACCCUUCGAAGAUCCUGUUCAACAACAAACAGUAGUUGAUUUGUAAUGUUUUAGUUGGAUUAUAAUCUGAAAAAGCAGCAGUGUUGAAUUUGAGUUAUUUAUGUUCAGCGGCUCGUGGCAAACGAAGAAGUAUGUAUAAACUACUUUAUUUACGGAAACACAUACAUGCGUAAAUGUAAGGUGGUGAAUAAACGAAAGUGUUUUAUAAUGAA
Messenger RNA from Diprion similis, 4351 nucleotides. Its product is annotated as cell division cycle and apoptosis regulator protein 1-like. The record is from RefSeq and is a predicted model, not a curated record. Gene Ontology annotation, biological process: regulation of DNA-templated transcription. The transcript is spliced from 15 exons. Gene Ontology annotation, cellular component: nucleus. Lineage: Eukaryota; Metazoa; Arthropoda; Insecta; Hymenoptera; Diprionidae. The coding region runs from base 94 to 3558 and encodes 1154 amino acids.